GACACCAGAGCGAAGAUGGGAGUUCAAGGGCUCGCUUCCUUCAUGGAGACCCACGGGAGGAUUUACCUGGACGUCCAGUUCCGGAAGAGCCGGCUGGUGAUUGAUGGGUCCAACCUGGUCCACCAGCUGUACUUCAGCUCAGGUCUGGACCAGAACCAUGGCGGGGAGUAUGCUGCCUUUGAGGAGCUGACGGAGAGCUUCAUCACAGCCCUCAGAACCUGCGGUAUCGCUCCGUACGUGGUUCUGGACGGUGGUUCAGACAGCUCAGACAAGAAACUGGAAACGGUGACGAAGCGGGCCCAGGAUCGGAUCCAGAGAGCCCACCGAGCUGCGGUGAGCGGCAGUCAGGAGGGAAUCUUACCGCUGCUGGCCCGGAGGGUCUUCAAACAGACGUUGGCCCGGCUGGAGGUUCCAGUGGCCCAGUGCUUCAUGGAGGCCGACCAGGAGAUCGCCGCACUGGCCAGUGAAUGGCAGUGCCCCGUUCUUUCCAACGACAGCGACUUCUACAUCUUCGACCUGCCGGCUGGGUUCCUGCCCAUCUCUCACUUCCGGUGGAGGGAUGUGAACCGGGCCGGGUCCCAGAGCUACAUCCCCUGUAAGAGAUACUACUCCUCCAGCUUCUGCGUCUUCUUCGGGAUCCAGCAGCGGCUCCUGCCCACCUUCGCCGCCUUGGCUGGGAACGACUACGUGAAGCUGGGGGGGAUCAGCUGGACCCAGUUUGUCCCAGUGGACAUCAAAGCACCGAACCGCCUGGACGGGCUGCUGCGCUGGAUCAAGAAGUUCCAGCUGCGCGAGGAGGCGGUGGAGGCGGCGCUGCAGCUGAUUGGUCCACUCGGCAAGACGAGCCAGAAGAAGAUUCUGCAGAAGCUGCUACUGGGGGAGGAAGAGUAUCAUCUUCAUCCCAGCUGUCUGAAGAGGUUCUUCAUUCACGGGGCGGCACCGCCAUUCCCAGCAGCCCAGGAGGGUCUUGUCCCGGACUGGACUCUGCUGCCUCUGACCCAGGCCUGUCUCAGCGGAAACAUCCUGGAUGUGCUGCAGCUGCAGAGGAUGAACCUCAGGACUGCGGUGGAGCACGAAGACCUGCUCAGCUUCAACCUGACCUCCCGGCCGGUCCGCCAGGUGAUGUACGGGCUGCUGCUGGGUGGGGGGACGUCGCUCCAGGUGCAGGAGCGAGACAGAGAGGGUCUCCAGGUGAAAUUCAUCCACGUCAGACCCUCCUUCACCAGGCUCACCAGGAGGCUCAAAAUCAGCUCGCUGUAUGAGGUGGAGGUCGCAGAGCGUCUGCAGGUUUUACUGGAAGCUCUGGGGGUGAAGGAGGACUCUCUGAGCCUCCUUCCUCCUGAGCUAAAACUCCCAGUGGCCGUCACCUGCUACUGGAUGCAGAGAGCUCAGCCUCCUCCAGACCUGAAGCUGCUGAAGGCCCUGCUGCUGGGGAUGAGCACCGGAGACCUGCCGAGACCCACAACAGAGAAUCAGCCCUGCAGUCAGAAGCCGGAUGUGGGCGUGACUCAUGCGAUCAACCAAUGGCAGGGCUGCCUGGGUGACAGCAUCCACCUCAACCAGCUGCUGAGCUUCCCUCUUCCUGAGCCCGACGUCGCCCGUUUGUAUCAGGGGACGCUGGUCCACCAGCUGGUCCACCGGAUGGGGGCGGAUCAAAAACCGAAGGCCUUUCUGAAGAGCAACAGGACCAACCCGAAGCAGUACAACACCAUGCUGUCCAUCGUCCGUCAGUUCUUGGCUCACAAGGCACCGCCGGUGGUCUCCGAGAAGCAGCAGAGAGCCCUCCAACCUUCGGAUGACCUGUCCGCCAACUUGCAGCAGCUCUUCCUGCUUCACCAUGACAACGAGAUGGAGAUGGAGGUCCGGAGCGCGCUCCGAGCGCAGGAGGAGCAGCAGCUGGAGGAGCAGCUGAUGCUGAGAACCCGAUACCGAACCAAAGAGAGGAGCAACAGAUGUAAGAAUCCCCAACUGGCUCGGAAGGAGGAGAGUCGGGGGUGGGGCCUCCUCUGAUGGAGGAUGUACCUAACCACCUGGUGAGCCAGGGGAGCCGGCUUCUGCUCAGGGAUGACCUCUGGUUUGAACCCGUUUUAAAUGGUUUUAAAUCUGUUUUAGUUUCACUCUUCUCUCUGUUUUAUGUCAUUUCUGUCGUCAUUUGUAAAUGAAUCGAGUUAAACACAGUUUCCAGAAAAGUGCAGCAACAAUGUAAAUGUGUAAUAAAUGUUCGUUGUUCAGGAAGAUGUGAGACGUCAGAGUAUUUCCUCAUUUAGAUGUGAGUUCAGCUCUGGAUUCCUUAAAACCUGAUCUAUGUGAUGUCAUAGAUCCUUCUCUGUCAUCCAGGUAAGGACCGGACCAGGUCACAGACAGGACGGGAGACCAUAAUAAACCGGGUCAGGUCUUUCUCUGGCUUCAAGUCAAAUGUCAUUUAUAGAGCCCUUUUCAUGCACAGAGCAAACAAAGUGCUUUACAUAAAAACCAAUUCUGCAUGUUAAAAACUAAAUUUAAAGCCUUCACACACCUUCUGAAUCUGGCUGCCCAUUUAUUACAGGGUGCAUUUUAAAAUUCUGGUUUUUACCUAUCAAGCCCUACAUGACCAGGCACCUGAAUACAUCAGGGAUCUCCUACAGCUCUACGGGCCCAGCAGGUCCCUGAGAUCGAGUCAUCAAGAUCUGCUGGUUGUUAAACCGACAUGGCUGAAAACUAAGGGUGACAGAGUCUUUGCAGCAGUGGCCCCUGUCCUCUGGAACUCCUUCCUCUAAGCCUGAGAUCUGUGGACUCCAUGAUCUCUUUUAAAAAGCAGCUAAAAACACAUCUUUUUAAACUUGCUUUUACUU
Molecule: messenger RNA, 2831 nt
Organism: Melanotaenia boesemani (Boeseman's rainbowfish)
Lineage: Eukaryota; Metazoa; Chordata; Actinopteri; Atheriniformes; Melanotaeniidae
Gene: aste1a
Product: asteroid homolog 1a
Exons: 6
Coding region: 16-2010 (664 amino acids)
Molecular function (GO): nuclease activity
Source: RefSeq, a predicted model, not a curated record